AUGUCGGACCUGGACUCGUCGCUCGACUCUAGCAUGAUGGCGUCCUCGCGCGCGUCUUCGACCUCGAGCCUCGACUCGCCCACACCGACCGCUACCGCCACGAGCAAGAACGGUGGGAUGUCGGCUUCGCCAUCGUGGCGGCGGUGGGUGGCGGACAAGUAUACGGUGCAGUAUGCGAUUCCGGCGGCGUAUGCGCCCGCGGCGCUGCAGGUGUGCAUCACCGCGUUUCCGCUCGGCGUACUUUUCGGACUCGUCCUCCCCCGCAUCACCACCUUGGUCUGGCAGACGAUGUCCAAAGGGACCAUGGAUGGGGAGGGACUGGCGUGGUACGCGCAGCCGCAACUGGCGCUGUACCUGGGCGCGUGGGUGGUGUUUCACAUGCUCGAGUUCAUGGUCACGGCGAGCUUCAACCCGACGCGGCUGUUCUCGGACAGCUUCCUGCUGAACAACGGCAUCCACUACCACGUUGCGCACCUCGUGGCGCUGCUCGAAUUCGGCCUCACCGCCCACCUCUACCCUUGGUCCAAGGCGGUCGGCUGGACAACGUGGAUGGGCCUGGCGGGGGUGGGAGUGGGACAGGUGCUGAGGAGCAUGGCCAUGGUUCAGGCGCACAACAACUUCAGCCACAUUGUAGCCGAGCGUAAGCGCGCGGACCAUGUGCUGGUGACGCACGGCGUGUAUGCGUGGACGCGACACCCGAGCUACGUGGGGUUCUUUUACUGGGCGGUGGGAACGCAGCUCAUGCUGGGCAACAAGAUCGCCCUGCUCGGCUUUGUGGGCGCGCUCUGGACGUUCUUUAGCAGGAGGGUGAGGGCCGAGGAGAAGUGGUUGGUCGAGUUCUUUGGAGACGAGUACAGGCAGUAUGCCAAAAGGACCGGCACGGGCUUGCCCUUCAUCUAA
Messenger RNA from Moesziomyces antarcticus, 900 nucleotides. Its product is annotated as protein-S-isoprenylcysteine O-methyltransferase. NCBI's taxonomy places the organism in Eukaryota, Fungi, Basidiomycota, Ustilaginomycetes, Ustilaginales, Ustilaginaceae. The coding region runs from base 1 to 900 and encodes 299 amino acids. The record is from RefSeq and is a predicted model, not a curated record. Gene Ontology annotation, cellular component: membrane; endoplasmic reticulum. Gene Ontology annotation, molecular function: protein C-terminal S-isoprenylcysteine carboxyl O-methyltransferase activity. Gene Ontology annotation, biological process: C-terminal protein methylation. The transcript has a single exon.